Penicillium crustosum is the source of this 381-nucleotide messenger RNA. RefSeq lists its product as uncharacterized. The record is from RefSeq and is a predicted model, not a curated record. NCBI's taxonomy places the organism in Eukaryota, Fungi, Ascomycota, Eurotiomycetes, Eurotiales, Aspergillaceae. The transcript has a single exon. Bases 1 to 381 code for a protein of 126 amino acids.
AUGACCACUGAGGAAAAUACACAGCAAUUCCCACCACCGACAACUGACACCUACAAACAAGUCACAGUCGCGCGACCAACCCCAAUCGAGCGCGGCAAUGGCGACUGCACAUUGCAGGUCAAUGGCCAAGAUUGUACGCUAGAGACCAGCGACCGGGAUUGCACACUCGAAGUCGAUAGACGGGUCGAGGAUUCGAAUAAGGAAGCUGUCAAUCACAAUCAAGUAGAAGCAGAUGAAAGUGGGAACGGAGGUCCCGAGCUUAGUUCUCCUGUGCAGCGCAAGCUGAGAUCUCAUCGGAAAUGGUACAUCUGCGGUGGUGUUGGUAUUGUGGUUAUUUUGAUUGUUAUUAUUGUGCCCACGCUAAUUGCCACGAAGCAUUGA